ACCCAAACAAUCACUUUGAAAACACAGCAGAUUAGGAUUCAGAGGGAUAGAGAGCCUCUGGGGCUAUGGUACAGCAACACAGUUGAAAUAUCUGCCACAGGUGAGACGUGGAUCAUGUACAUUGACUGAUAGUUACCUGAUACAGGUAAGACUACACAUGUACUGGGGCCUCUGUGCUACUUAAAUUUGUUUGAUAGGGAAUGGGUAAAAGGCAAGCCAGAAGGAUUUAUAUCAGAAACGGAGUAGCUGAUCUGAAAGCCUAUCUCUUUUGGAGAAUUAGUCCAGUUUGGCAAUUUUGGCCUUACAUCUUAAGUUUACUAGGAAUCCUCAGUUUAGUGAAUAUCUCAGAUAGAGUUUUGAUGUUACCAAUGCUAGGGAGGACAGCUGCCUGGUUUGUGCCUUCGUCGUUGGCUAACAUUAUUCUUGUUACCUUGCGGUCAGGCAUUCUUUGGUUAUUAAGAAACAUAGGGCACUUAUUCACUAAACUCUGUGUACCAGAUUCAAGUCUGAAUGGCAAUAUCUAGUCUAAAAAAAGCAGAUUUGGAAAAAUUCUCCGAUACUCCAAGUUAUAAUCACAGCGUGGCUAUUUCAGCCUACCUUUGCAAUUCAGAUUUCAAUUUAAUACGAUUUAAAUCCACAGUUUCAUUUAUUCACUAAAACUGCUUUAUUGUAGGGAUUUAAAAUUUAAACUACAAAAUUCAGGUUAAAAAUAGAGCUCUAACUUUCAGAACUUAGUUGGAGAUUUUUUUUCCCCCCUAAUCAGCACUUUGGCUUAAAUUUCACAAAUUUGAUUUCAGUUCACUAAAAAUUUUGAAUAGAUCCCAGAAACAUCAACUAUCACUCGAAUACAGCGAACCCGAGAGGAAGCUGACCCCCAGAGAUUACACCCCUCAAAGAUUGGACUUUUCAGAAUGAAGAUGUAUUUUUACAAUUUGUGUAUGUAGAUGGUGGGGUUAAGGGUGGGUUAGCAUCGAUAAGAGAAGAGCGGACGCAAGGGUCAAAACACAGGAAAGGGGGAAAAAUAGACAUACAGACAGGAAAAGAAACCUAAAAAAAAGAGAAAUAGGAUGAAAGAAAUAUAGAAGGUAAAUAAUAUAUAAACAGGGUAAAUAAAAUGUAUAAUGGGAAUAAAAGCAGAAGUAAAAAUUGACUUAAAUCCCCAAUAGCCUCUGAACCAGAAAUAUGCCUGCUAUAUAUGUUCCCCCGAACAACUACCCAAAACACACCAGGCAAUCGCAUACCACACACUUACCUCAGCGAAUCUUCUUAUUGCAAGAAACAACAAUUACAGGGUACAAUCUUCUUAUUGCAAGACACUGGAAAUCCAAAGAACCACCUAACCUUACACACUUACUAAACCAAAUCAGGCUCAACUGGACAUAUGAAGCCAUGCACCAACACCAGUUUGGACCUAAACCAACCUUGGCAAAAGCAAAAAAUAUGUGGGACACAUACACACAAGACAGGGAGGGGAAGGAAAAGAAAGGAAAAAACAAACAAACACGAUAGCGAGGAAGAACGCAUAUAGGAGUUUAAUCACUAACAAAUGGUUCGGAAUGGUCCCAAGGAUCGAACAUACUCGUCCUCCUCUCCCAACCCCGUUACCUCCUCCGCCCCCCCCAUGCAGCGCUAGCUGCGCAGCUGAUUCUCUCAACCCACAUUCCAACUCUCAUAUCUCUUCAUUCUCACUCCUUUUCUUCUGUCUUUAGUUCAUUACUUAAAAUUCAAUUGGUUCAUGCGACAUGUGAAGAUAUACGAAUCUAUUCAUUGUAUAUGACAAAGUUAUGCAACGCUACAUAAUUAUUGUAAACACUGUAUAAGGGAGAUAUUCCCUAACCUGUUGUAUGACGAACUUGCAAGCAUGACCCAAUAAAAAUUGUCAAAUUUUAAAAAGCAGAAGUAAAAAUUGGACAGGGGAGUGAACGAGAAGAGAUAAAAGAGAGAGAAAUAAGAGACAAAAAGUGCAAGAAACAAGAUAGGAAAUGGCAGAAAAGCAUUAGGUAAAAAGAGACAUGAGUAAGAGUGAGUGGGAAAAAAAGGAGAAGCAGCAGUAAUGAGUGAAAAAGGCAAUGGGGAAGCAAUUGAAGUGGGGAAAAAGAGAAACUAAAGUAUGGGAGUCUCUGUUCACUCGUUUUAAAUGUGCCUUUCUCAGAGAUUGGGAAGAAUAAGUAGAUUGAUAUUGGGGCAGAAAAGGCAGAAGGGUAGGGAAACUAAAAUCUGCUUCCCGUCUGCCCCUCGCCCGCCUUUUCUUUUUCCUUCCUUUCCCUGUGCCCCUCGUGGCCACGAUCUGCUUAUGAUGCCAUCACAGUUAUUUACUGGCUCUAAUAGUAAAAAAAAAAAAGGUGUGGGAACCUCUCAUGAUCACCACCCCUUCCUAAUCUUUAAAGGGAUACCGUAGGCGCCAAAGCACUUUAGGUUAAUGAAGCAGUUUUGCUGUAUAGAUCAUGCCCAUGUAGUCUCGUUGCUGAAUUAUCUGAUAUUUAGGUGUUCAAUCCCUUUGUUUAUGUAGCCCUAGUCACACCUCCCUGCAUUUGACUUGCACAACCAUUAUAAACACUUCCUGUAAAGAGUCAUCUAAUGUUUAGACUUCCUUUACUCCACAAUUAGAGCAGGAAAUAAAAAAAUUAUAAAUUGAACAGUUAAUAGCCUCUAGACCAGGGGUACCCAAAGGGUAGUUCCCUGGGGUUGUAUGCCUUUAGAUUGUCAAAGCCUCAUGAAAGCUGAAAUUAUAAAACACCUGGGGAUCUACCUUUUGGGCACCCCUGCUCUAGACCCUCCAGGAACCUCCUGGGUGGGAUUAAAAUUAAAUUUACAGAGCGGGAGAUAAAAAAAAGUCUGAAGCAAUUUAACAUCUGAUGAAACAUUUUUUUCUUGUAGGCUGUGAGAGCCUCAGCAAGGGGAGGUGUGGCAAGGGUUGCAUUAACAGAAACAAAAGUGAUUUAACUCCUUAAUGGCAGAGAAUUGAUCAGUGAAACAGCUAAAUAUUUUUUAAUGCCUAUAGCAAAACUGCUUCAUUAACCUUUAAGUACUUCACAACAUCUCACUCUUAAUGUGUAUGAUGUUCUGUCAUCAUAUAUAUACCCUAGUCCUGACCAUGGUCCUUUGAACACCCUGCCUUUGAGGGAGUCUAAGUAUAGACUGGGCCAGUCUAUGUAAAGCUAUUUCCCAUCUCUCUCUUUGUAUUUUCCUUCUCUAUAAUUUGAAGCCACUGUGCAGGUAUGGUGUGAAUAAAGGAAUGUGUAGAGUAUUUAUUCUAAAAAUAACCUUUGUUUUUGGUUUUCAAAGUAAGAAGUGUGGGAACUCUGUUCCCUCUGCAAAUAUAGUAAAUUUACUAAAAACUGUGAAUUGCUAAGAGGUCACCAGGGAAAUGCAAAUAUUAGGCCACAAGUAGUCAAAGUGUUAAAAAAAUAAAAAAAAAUUCCCUGGUGAAGAUCUGACAAAUCACAGUUUAGUGAAUAACCCUGUGUUCUUUCUGCUCAGCUUCCUGGUGACUCAAUGCCUUUUGAGUAGAGUCUUUGGAAAAUCUCUACUGUUAGGCUGUAGGGAGAACUAACUUUUGGCAUCUUUGGUCAUCAGGAUACAUUUUGUCUCCAAAGUGAUGUUUUACAUAAAACAACCAACCAUGAUUCUGGUUAUUCCCCUGUUUGGUUUUCCAGGUUCUUAAUUCAAAAAUCCUACCAUGAAUGACGUAAAGGAGAAUCUCAAGUUCCUACAGCAACGCUGUAAACUAUUGAAACAGCAGCAGGUAACGUUUAUCACAGCUCUGGAGCGAUGCCGUGAGAAUGCCCACGAUCGAAUCAAGCCAGUACAGAACCUAGAACAGGUAACGUGGCUCUCUUAGAAACUAUAUGGGAUAACGUGAAGAUAAUUGAGGCUAAAAGACGUGUUUGUUGUUAUGUGCAUAAAAUGUUACAUGGUGGUAAAGCCAUUAUUUGCAUAGGCGCUGUUAAAGGAACACUAUAGGGUCAGGAACACAAACAUGCUUUCCUGACCCUAUAGUGUUAAAACCACCAUCUAGCCCCCAGGCCCAUCCUUGCCUCCCUAAAUAUAGUAAAAUCUUAUUUAUAUUUAAGUCUGCAGCUGCUGGCUCUGCCUUUGACCUGCCUGCAUGUCUGACAUCAUCAGAAGUGAUUCUGUGAGCCAAUCACAAUGCUUCCCCAUAGGAUUGGCUGAGACUGUCAAGGAGGCAGAUCAGGGGCAGAGCCAGCACAAGUCAAACACAGCCCAGGCCAAUCAGCAUCUCCUCAUAGAGAUCCAUUGAAUCAAUGCACAUCUAUGAGGAAAGUUCAGUGUCUGCAUGCAGAGGGAGGAGAAACUGAAUGACAGUACUGCUCAGUGUGCAACACUGCCACAGGAAGCACCUCUAGUAACCAUCUGAGGAGUGGCCAGUGAAGUUUUCUCUAGGCUGUAAUGUAAGCACUGCAUUUUCUCUGAAAGGACAGUGUUUACAGCAAAAAACCUGAAGGGAAUGAUUCUACUCACCAAAACAAAUACAAUAAUCUGUAGCUGUUCUGGUGACUAUAGUGUCUCUUUUAAACUCCACAGCAAGGGGGUUAAGGACCUAAAUAGCCACUCCAGCACUAUUGUGCCAGAAACACGUUUGUAUUACGGACACUAUAGUGUUCAUUUAAAUGUAUUUUUCUAGGGCAGCCAUACUAUAGUCUUGACACUGUUCUUAUUCCUAUUCUUUAAGCUUAUAUGCAAAAUGUCUAAAAAAACAAUAGAGUUUUUGUUCAUGUCUCUUAUUUGUUGGAUCCACAGGUACAAAACUACUUGGACACUUAUUGCAAUAACAGUACAGACCGACGCAUCCUUACCUUAUUUUUGAGCAUCUGCUCUGAGAUCCAAGAAUUUUGCAUUCAACUCAACGAACUGCAGUUUGAGACAAGAGGCAUUAAAACUAAUUUAGAAGAAAACUUCAACCUUCUCAAUCCAGCCAAUGACUUGUCUGGUCUGAAAGCCAAGUAAGUGAAAUAUCAUAUAGUUAUUAGACUUGUGCUUUAAAUCUUAAACGAUCAGCGAAUUGUCAGAAUCACCAUAUGACCAAAUCAUGAAACGAGGAAUGAGUAAGUUGUCAGCCCCUCCAUGCGUCUCAUUCCCUCCCUCCCUACCAACCCCUCCAUGUGUCUCAUUCCGUCCAUGUUAUAGCAGCAAAUUAGCUUUCUGGCGCUUUUUCCUUGUAUGUACAGCAGCUAAACCUUCCAAAACCAGAGUCUCUUCUUUCUGGUCGCAGAUACAAAUAGAACAGGGAGUGUAGGGGAGCAGCAUUUUACAGAUGAAAUCCUUGUGUAGAAUCCAAUGGAGCAAAUAAGAGAAAAAAAACAAAUGGGACAGGAAUACAAAUAUAGUGUAGUAUAUCUAUAAAAGCAGAGGCAAAAUACAAAGAAAGAUAUUGCACUCACACUUUUCUGGAGCUAAAGAUCAGCUCUAGAUCACAGUGUAUGGACGGUACAAUCCCGGUCUGUGGAUGUAUGGAUGAUCCUGAUCCCCUCUGGUAUUGUAUGUUUAUAUCAAUAACCCACACGGUGUAUCCAGGAUGAUGCUUCAGUGAUAUGCGGAGAAAAUAAAAGAACAAAAAUAGUGCUCUCUGUUAUAAUAAAACAAAUAGAAUAAAAACGAAGAUAUAAUCACAAUGGAUGAGCAUUUAGGGAUGCUCAAUCCUUAAUAGCAUAGGUGGUUUGUCCCCCAUGUGGGAAUGUGAGAUACAGCUUCUCCAGUAAAAGAUGUUUAGUGAAGGUCCAAAGGUAAAAUACAAAUUAAUUUUAUUAAACAAAUGAAGAGAACACACCAACGCGUUUCACCUAUACAAAAGGCUUUUUCAAAGUGACACUUUCAAGGACACUUUGAAAAAGCCUUUGUAUAGGUGAAAUGCGUUAGUGUUUUACUUAUUUUCUUUUCAUUUGUUUAAUAAAAUUAAUUUGUAUUUUACCUAACGCCUGCUCUUAUGAGAUUUAUCCACUUACUUGGGAAAUCCAUCCUCCUGGAACUCUGCAGUGCAAGUUCUGCUAAGUUGGGUUUAGGGUUGAGGACCUCAGAAAUAGAUUCAGCCAUCUGACUCCUUCAUUAAAUGCAACCAACUCCUGGCCGAGAGAAUUGAUUUUGAGCUUAACGUUGGUAUCGAAUAAAUGCUUUUGUAUUUGGAUACAGGUAUCCGCACGAUGUGAUCAACCAUCUCAGUUGUGAUGAAGCAAAGAAUUUCUAUGGAGGGAUAGUGAGCCUGUUGCCAAUUGUCAUGGACAAUAUUCAAGAAGCUAUAGCCAAGAUGGAGAAAUUGCAUUCACUAGCUUUGCAUCAGAGAGGAAAUGAGAGCAGUGAUUUCACAGGAGACCAGGAUCCCAUGCAAACCACAGGGAUGCAAACUAGGGUCAGUCAUCGUGAUAACAAGAAAGAGUCUUUGAAGCCAGCUUGGAAGCCAGGUGGAAGUUUCACUUGUUAAAUGUACUGUAGCCCGCAAUCAGCCAGAUUCUGCUUGCGGUGCAGGAUCUAGCCAAUCACCAUUGUGGAAUGUAAAGAGGGCCUACAGACCAAUCCGUAACAAUUAAAUUUUUCCUGCAGCAAGCAAAACUUGUGGUAUUUUAAUUCAACUGACAUAACAUUUUGAAAAGCGUACAAUUCUCUCCAAUCUGUGAUUUCUGAACAUCUAACCCAUGAAAAUCGAAUUGUUAGUGAUCAGUAAAAUAGUUUUAACCACGUCCUUCAAAUCUAACCUUUACUACGUGAUCUUUGAUUUUGUAUUAAAACUGUGCCAUACUGUAUUAUGACAAUUCACUGUUCUGUAUUGUCAUUGAUUUGUUUUAUAUUUUUUUUGCAUUUUAAUAAAUACUGUAUUUGAGGAAAAAGGUCCUCUAUCCUCCACAUGUUAUAUUUGGUCUCAAACUCAAUAUCUGAAUUCACAGAAAUGACAGGGUCUGGUUACAAAGAGAUCAGAAGUAUUUGGAUAUAACUAUUCAGCAUUGUAAAUGUUCAGCCAGGUUUUGGAAUAGAUUGUCCCUCAUAAACUAGAAUUUCAACACCUCUGUCACCCCCACCCCACUCAGGAGGACUAGGCAAAGCAGAAAAGUGAAUACAACCCUGGAUGAAACAGUCAUUUUGUAAUUAUUUUGAAAAUUAAAUAAAAUUUGCAGUGAUUUUCCAUAUUCCUUAGAUCUCUUGGGGCAGAAAGAC
Pelobates cultripes (western spadefoot toad) is the source of this 7164-nucleotide messenger RNA. The record is from the annotation of a GenBank genome assembly. Lineage: Eukaryota; Metazoa; Chordata; Amphibia; Anura; Pelobatidae.